AUGCUUGGGGAUGGAAAAUGUGAUGAGGCAUGCAAUAACUGAGAUUGUACAUUAGAUAAUCAUGACUGUGGAGCAUGCGCUAGUGGAUGCUUUCCCGAAAUGCUAGUUCCACCCAUACGUGAGUGAACAAAACCAUUGGGUAAAGCCAUAAUUUUUUGGUAAAAACCCACACUCUACGAGCAAGCAAAAAGAUUUUAAAUAUAAUUUUUUAUAAAAAAAAAUUAUAUAAAUGAUAAUGCUAUGAUAAAUCUCUAGCUAAUUCUGUUGAAUUUAAGCAGAUUUCUUUUUAAAACAUAAAUUUUAUACUUAAAUUAAUAUUCGCUUUAAACUAUUUCAAAAUAAUUUUUUAAGUUUUGAAAAAAAUUUUUUAUAUAAAUUUAAAAAAAAAUUUUUAACUCACCUCAAUGUGAACAAUAAUUUUUUUUCUCUUAUGGAGAAGGAAGUAAGCAACGGAUUUUGCGAUCCUGAAUGCAAAAAUUAUGACUGCUAUUAUGAUUAUAAAGAUUGCCAGUGUGCUGAAGGCUGUGAUUAUUUAGAAUAUGGACAAUGUAAGCCUGAAUGCCUUGUGGCUUCAUGCAAUUAUGAUAGAAUGAGCAAAUAUUUUGAUUUUCAAUGUCAGGAUGCUUCUUUAAUGAUAUUUUCUUCAUACCAGCAAAAUAUUCGUAAAGAUUUCACAUACGUAGCCCAUUUAGAAGAUUGUUACAGUGCUUCAAAUAAUGCUUGCACUCAAGCAAAAGUUUUCGAUUUACUCCAUCACAAAAUUUUUUAAUAAAUCAUUUUUUAUAUAGAGAAUUUAAAUUUAUAUAUUCGUUUAUUUGAUUAAAUUCUUCAAAUUAAAUAUGGCGUCUUCGUCUGGGCAUGGCCUCCCGGUCAUGCAGCCUCGACUCAUAUUUAAUUAUAUCCGGCAAGGUUUUACCAUUCUAGAGAUGGACGGCAAUACUAGGUAAGCAAUUCUGGUGGUGUUCAGAGCCUAGUCCUAGUCUAUUCUCAAGGGUGGAUUUUUCCUCGUGGGGAAGGAGGGCACGGAGUUGGAAAGGGGAAGCUCAGCAGAGUCCGUUAGGACCAAUCGGGCAACUCCCUAGCGUGAAAUUGGGCGUUACGUCCCAGACUACGUGUUUUUUCUUUUUGCCGAUAGCCGACCAGAAAAAUCCAUUUUUUGGGUUUUUCGGAAAAGCAACCCAUGUAUCAAGCAAGUAGCUCACCCAUGAGUCGUCGAAGCCGGAACACUUUCCCGAGGAGCACCCUGGAGAUCGAAGCAGGCCAUUCCCUGCGACCUGUGGGGCCGAUGCGACGCAAGGCGAGUGGUUGUACCUGGGGUUGUCACCCCGUAGUGGACGCUGAGCGUUAUAAAUUCUAUAAGAUAAGAUAAGAUUAAAUUCUUCAAAAAUUUAAUUAUUCACAGUUUGAGUUAUCAACUUGUUAUCAAGAAUGCAAUAUUCUGGAAUGUAACUACUCAAAUGGAAAUUGUAAUUCUGAAGGAUCUCAAGACUCUGACUGCUUAAGAACUUACGGAGAUGGUAGCCUUGGUAAAUGUAUGUCUUGUAUGACAUAUGCUUUAAUUUCUGGAGAAUGCACGUCAAAUCAAGACUCAGAUCUUAUCAUUUCUCCAGACGAGUCGUUAGUUAAGAUUUUUUCCGAAGAUAGAUCUACCUUGAAAAACCCUUAUAUCUAUUUUGUUACCUCUGUUCUCAGUGAUUAUAUUUGAAGUGGUGACGGUACCUUCCUCUCUCCUUACCAAGAUUUAAACUCAGCUAUAAAAUAUUCAAACUACAAUUAUUCAGUUAUUUACCUCAAAGAAGACGGAGAUUACCAAGGUUUAAGAGAAAAUGAGAUAGAUGAAGGAAGAUACCACCAAUUCAUAGCACGCAGAAAAGAUAAAUUAUAUCUAAAAUUAACGACGCUGAAUGGUGGAAAUAUAACGGUUUAUGGGAUCACUGAUUAUUACAAUUAUUGAUCUUUAAGUUUUUCUAAUGGCAUUUUAGAAAUCAAUAAUGUAAUUUUUGAUGGAAAAUUCAGAGAAUGUGCAGACACAGAAUAUUGCGAAUAUUGUCCUUAUGUUGAACAAGACUGAAGCUCUAGUAGCUGAUAUGUAAAUGAUAGAGGGGAAGAGAUUUGGAAUUAUGUUGAUAUGGAUAUUUGCAGAAAAUUUCAUGACUACUAUUUUAUUGAUGUUAAUGAAGGGAGUUUGAUUAUGAGAAAUGUAAGUUUUAUUAAUUUCAGAAUGGGAUUUGCUGCAAUUAUUCGAGCAAGAUAUGAUAGUAACGUUUUGCUUUACAAUGUGACUUUCGAUAAUAUUUGGCUUGCAAACAAGGAGGAAGCAGCUGUUAUUUACUUAUUUCCCGAUUUUAUAAUGAAAACAUAUUUCGUAUUUUAUAAUUUUAUAUUUAUUUUUUUAUAUUUUCAUGAUUUUAAAAGAUUGGCUAGAGAAAACAUAAAAUAAUCAAAGAAUUCCAAUCAAUAUUUGAUUUAAAGAUGCUAAAAUUUAUGGUAUUUAUUAGGAUUUUUAAAAGAAUUUAAGUUAUAAGCGAUUAUAAAUAUAGUAAACAUCAUUUUUUAAAUUUUUUAGAUAUUGAAAAAGAAAAACAAUUUUAAUUUUGGGGAAAAAUUUUAUGGUUUUAUUCGCUAUUAGAGAAGAAGUUAGACAAUGAUUGUACGAACAACGCAGAAGAUACUUGCAGUAGCUCAUUUUAUUAUGAAAUUGGUAAAGUUAGUCGCUUAAAUAAUGGGUAUGAGUAUAACGAUCCUCUCAGUUUUCGAGGAUUUUUAUAUGUGAAAAAUAUUAUUGAUAUAAAUAUUAUAAAAGUGGAAUUCGGAUAUAACUUAGUUUAUAGCUACUGAUAUGAUGAUAUAGAAACAGCGUCUUUACUUACUCUCUUUUUGUUUCAAAAAUUAGAGAUUGAGUCGUGCAUAUUUUCAUAUAACUAUUGCGAAUUGGGGAUAAUAAAUAUACAAAACGAUGGAACUAUUCCUAUAAUGGAAACUAAUGAUAGAGGAGUUGUUAAAUAUUCUGCUCUCAGAAAUAUUCAAAUUAAAAAAUCAUUUUUUUCGUCGAAUUAUGUGAAAAAUAAUGGCUUAAUUUCUAUUCGCUUUGAGGGAAAAGCUCAAAAUAUACUUAUAAACUCUACAUCGUUUGAGGCAAAUGGGGUUAAAAAUAACGGCUUGAUUUAUAUUAGCAGUGAGGAUGAAGAAAAUUUAGUUGUUUAUGAUCAAGAUGUAGAAUUUACAACAUCAUCAGGACUAACUACUACUGCUAAAUAUUUAGCUAGUUGGUUAAAGGUCCUAAACUCUAAAUUUAUUAAUAAUUUCUCUGGAGAUGUAGGGCUAAUUGAAAUACGCAGAAUGGCGAAUGUAGAAAUUACCUACACCCAAAUGGAUAGAAAUGGUGGGUCUCCGAGCACCAUCAAUGAUUUUAAUUCUAUCCUAUUAAAAUAUUUUAUCAAGAAUCCUGAUAUUUAUUUAAAAAUUGAAGCUUCUUCUACUCAAAAUUUGUGAUGUUUUGCAUUAUCAUCAAUAUGAGAAUCAGUUAAUUUUGCGAUGAAGCAUUUAAAUGCUACAAAUAAUUACUGCGAACAUUGAUCUCCUAGUAUUAUAAUUGCUAGAUUAGAAAAUGUUACUUUAGACCAUUUAUAUUUUAAAGAAAAUAAUGCUACAAGCACAAAUGGAAUUUGCUUAGCUUUUGGCUACCUUAAAACUGCUACUAUAAGCAAUUCAGAAUUCAGCUGGAAUAAAAAUAAUUUCCAAGGAGGACCAGGAGCCAUUGAGUUUGCUAUGCAAGUAGAAAAUUUAACUCUUAUAAACUCCACAUUUACUGGAAAUUCUGCAGGUGUAGGAGGCGCAGUUUAUUUUUCAGGCUUUAAUAUCAAUAUUGAUAACUGCAAAUUUGAGUCUAAUUCAAUUUAUGAUUUAUCUGGAGGAGCCCUUUAUUUGUCAUUAGCCUCUCAAGAGCCAAAUGCUGCUUUAUCUAUUUUUGAUACGAUAUUUUACAAUAAUUCCUGCACAAAAAAUGGCGGAGCUGUAUACGUCUCUCAAAAAUCCAUUUCAAGCUCAAUCACAUCUGUAUUAAUUACAAAUAUAACUUUUUCAGAUAAUAAAGCUUCAUAUGGAUCCGGCAUUUAUUUUGAUGAAUCAAUAAACUUAUCAGAUAACAUUCAAAUAAUGGAUUCUACAUUUCACAAUAACUCUGCAGCUGAAUCAGGAGCAUUUUAUAUUCAAAAUAUUAAUAUUGGCCUUUUUUUAAGCAAUACUAAAUUCAUUGAAAAUACCGCGAAAACCUGCUCAUCUCUUCAUGUAUCUAAAAACCAAAAUGCAAAUAAAAAAUUAAGCUUAAAUCAAUGCAGCUUUCAGUCUAAUUUUGGAUUGUCAACAGUCCUGGUUGAUUCAAGCAAAGAUAUUAGCUUAGAAACAGAUAAUUGUUUAUUUGAGUAUAAUAAGGGAACUACUUUUUUGCUUUAUAAUACUAUCAUAAAUGACAACAAUUCUACUUUCCAACAUGGAUAUUCAUCAUCUUCUGGAGCAGUCAUAAUGAUGAAAAAUUCAGUAAAAAUGCAUUCAGUUAAUACAAAAUAUAUAAACAAUACCAGUGAACUAAAUGGAGGAGCUAUCUCUGUAAGCGAAAAUUCUAAAUUUUCAUGCUUUUCCUGCAAUUUUAUCGAAAAUAAAGCAAAUGGAUCUGGAGGUGCAAUAUAUGCUGACACAUAUAUUGAAAUAAAAGAUUCAAAAUUCUUAAAAAAUUCAUGCCAAGAUGAAGGAUCAGCUUUAAAAAUUGUCAGAGCUUCCAAAAAGACCACAAUACAGAAUUGCGAAAUAAGUGAAAAUCAUUCAUUAAAUACUGGAUCAAUUUUUGUUCUAUUUUCAGAAAUUGAUAUCGAUUCAUCUAUUAUAAAGAAAAACACAGCAAACGGAGAUAAUCCUGGGAUAAUUCUUGACGAUUCCAAAAUAAAUAUAUUGAAUGUUAGUUUUUCUAGUCAAGAAGGAAAACAAGGCUGCUUUAUUAAGCUAAAAUCAGGAAGUUUUGCUCUAAUUCAAAAUUCAAGCUUUACAGAUAGUCAUUCAUCUAACUCUGGAACUGCAAUUUAUUCUCUAUCAAGUGCUACAAACAUUUCAAAUUCCAUUUUUUCUGACUUAUCAUCAAAUAAUGGAGGAGUUUUCUUUAUUUAUAAAGAAAGUUCAAUUUUGAUUAAUGAUUCGAUAAUAGAAAACAUCAAAGGAUCGUCAAUCGACUCAUAUGCUAGUUUUAUAAAAAUACAAAAUACCCAAUUUAUCAACAAUGAAAACAGCGCUAUUGUUGGAAGUGGUCUUCAUGCCUUAGAAAUAUUCAACUCUGAAUUCUCUGGGUGUUUAGGAGCUAAUGGAGGCGGAUUGUAUUGCUCACAAUGCCAGGCAAUCUCUGUAGAUUCAUGCUUAUUCAGAGGCAACACUGGUUCAUCAACUGGCGGUGCGAUAUAUAUUACAACUGAUACCUCGAUAGAAAAUUUAUACAAUAUAUCUUCCACUAAGUUUUUGUAUAAUAAAGCAUUAGUUGGUGGUGCCUUAUCAAUAAAAAACUCAAAUAUAUCAGUUUAUAACUGCGAAUUUAUUGAAAACUCUGCUAGAAGUAGUGGAAAUUAUCAGAAUGGAAAAAUUGAUGGGACUGGUGGAGCGAUAGACACUUAUUGUGAAGACUUUGGUAACUGCAUAUUUAAUGUGUCUUCGAAUAUUUUCAAUAAAAAUAGAGCAGAAAACAAUGGAGGAGCAAUAAACUGAAAUGAUGUAAGACCGAUUCUUGAGAAUAAUAUUUUUAUCAGCAACUCUGCAAUAUAUGGGGAUAAUAUAUCUUCAUACGCUGUAAAGAUGAUUUCCUUGGAUAAUACAUAAGGAUCCCCCCCCUCAUUUGUCCAAUUUUCUAGUCUUUUAUCAUUUGUCCAUUUUUCUAGUUUUUUUUAUAUAGGAAAAAAAAUUUUUAGGACCUCAUUUCAAUUAUCCAAUUUUCUAGUCAAAAUUUUGAUAGAAAAAAAAAAUUUUCCAGAGCCUCAAUUGUCUUAUUUUCUAGUUUUUAAAGUAAAAAACUAAAAUUUAGGAGAUUCGAAAAAAUCCAAAAAAGACUAGAAAAUGGGACAAAUCAUUUUUAUCUAGAUUUUGGACAAAUGAGUUCCUGAAAAUUUUUUUUAUCCUAUAAAAAAAGGACUAGAAAAUUGGACAAAUGAGGGGUGGGAUCCUUACAAUGGAAAUCAGACAGAAAAUCACCACUUAAUGAGAAAUUUAGAACUUAAAGAUAUAGCAUCAGGGCAACAAGUUAAUCAGCCACUAGCCUUCGCACUAGUUGAUCAUUAUGACCAAAUUAUCAAAACAGAUAAUACAAGUCGAGCAGAACUCCAAACUGUAGGAGCAGGAGUGUCACUUUUAGGAUCUACAAAUAUUCAUGCUGUAAAUGGAACAUUUAUUUUCACUAACUAUACAAUUAUUGCGUUGCCAGGAUCUUCAGUUCAACUAAAAGUGUACAGCUCAGUAAUGGAUUCAUCUGAUCAAGCCUCAGAUAUUUAUAUCAGCGCUACCUUAAGACUAUGCAAAACUGGUGAAGCUACUAUUAAUAUGGCAUGCGUGGCUUGUGGAGAAUCAUAUUACAGUUUCAAUACAAGUGAUGCUGCUUGUUUACCCUGCCCAGAUCAUGCAAUUUGUUAUGGAAAUUAUUCAAUGGUACCUAAGCCAGGAUAUUGACGAGAAGAAAUGUAUUCACUGAAAUUUUGAAAAUGCCCAAGGUCUUCAUCUUGCUUAGGUUCCCCAGAUCCUAAUAAUUUAUCAUAUACUGGAGUCUGUGAUAAAGGCUACACAGGGAAGCUGUGUCAUUCUUGCCAAGAUAGAUAUGCAAGAUUAUAUAAAAACAAGUGCAAGAAUUGUCCAGACACUGUAGAAAAUAUAUUUCGAGCUCUCGGAAUGACAGGUGUUAUUAUUGCUAUCAUAUUUAUAAUAAUAAAAGCAGAAAGAAAAUCUUUACUUUACAUUAAGAUCAGUGGUUCAGCAUAUAUAAGAAUAUUUUGGGACUAUUUGCAUAUUCUAAUAAUUAUAGCAGCUUUUACUUUAAACUGGCCAGACGAGGUGCUACAGCUGUUUUAUGUUGCGUCCUCUUUAAACUAUAUCAAUGAAGAAUUAUUUUCUUUUGAUUGCUUUUUUCAGUCAGAAAAUUCACGAAAUAAAAUUUAUUAUGACAAGAUUAUUUUGACUAGCUUAUCGCCAAUUAUACUCGGCAGUUUAUGCUUAAUUAUAUGAAUUAUAUAUUAUUUGCUAAAAAGAAAGUCCUUUAGAGCUAUGAUAGGCGAUUUUACUAUAACUUUUAUUGUGCUACUUUAUUUAAUUCACCCACAUGCGAUAGGGACGUUAUUCAGUAUAUAUAGCUGCAAAGAAAUUAAUUCAGGGCAGUUUUGACUUAAUUAUGACUUACUCCCCCUUUCCAUAAGCGAACAAAAAAUUUUGUUCGCUCAAGAAGGGACUAAUAUUUUUUAAAUAAUUUAUAUACAAAUUUUAAAAUAAUUUAUUUUUUAAAUUUAAAAAGUCCCAAUUCGAAAUAAUUUUAAGCAAGUAUUAAUUAAUUUGUAAAGUUGAUGUUUCAGAACACAAUGCAUUUAAAACUAAGCAGAAUUAAAGAUAUUUUGCUAUAAUAAUAUCACUUAUAACCACUUAAAAAAAAAUUGUUCGGUCACGGAGGUGGGUUUUUUACCUAAAAAACAGUUAUUUUUCCAAAGUUUUUGCCCGAGUUAGGCAUUAAGUGCUGGACUUAUGAUCAUACUUUUUACGCCUUUUUAAUAGCACUGCCAGGAAUUAUUAUAUGAGGAGUUGCAGCUCCAAUAUUUUGUCUUACAAAAAUUAUACGACAUAGAAAAAGACUUGAAGAAAUUUUCUUCAAACAGAGAUAUGCCUUUCUCUAUCAAAGUUUCAAGCCACAGCGCUUUUAUUGGGAAUUCAUUAUCAUCUACUCAAAAAUUAUUCUGGUAAUUUUAUCAGUAUUUUUAGAGAAUAUUCCUGACUCAAUUCAAGGCUUUAUUAUAACAAUUAUAUUGCUUUUCUUCCUUCACAUUCAUAACAGGAAUAGUCCAUUCACAGAACCUCAUCUUAAUCAAGUGGAAUUCAUAGCAAAGUUUGUACUCCUGUUAACAAUUUUCAGUGGGCUUUUCUUUUCUACUAAAGAAUUAGACUAUUCAAGAAAAAUUGCUAUUUUUGUUAUAACACUCAUCUCAAAUAUCUCUUUUAUUGUUUAUAUUUUAUGCAAAAUAUUCAAAGAGCAAUUAAAGAUACCAAAACAGCUGCUUCUUUGGCUGAUAAAUACAAUUUUGAGAAGAUCAAGAUCAAAAUUAGGAGGAAGUAUCAUACUAGAUGUGGAUAGUACUCAAAUUGCUACUGCUGGCGUUAAUAAAAACUUAAACUUCACUGCACAGUCUAAAGUUAUCAACAGCUCACAAGAUUUUGAGAGUGAAAGCCUUCAUGUUAACAGUGGUCAAGAGAUAAUGUCAGAAGCAGAUCCUUGCCCUUCUCCUGACAUAAGCAUUUUUUCAGGUGGCCAAGGCAUUUAUUAG
Molecule: messenger RNA, 8543 nt
Organism: Blepharisma stoltei
Lineage: Eukaryota; Ciliophora; Heterotrichea; Heterotrichida; Blepharismidae
Source: the annotation of a GenBank genome assembly